Dovyalis caffra is the source of this 717-nucleotide messenger RNA. The record is from the annotation of a GenBank genome assembly. NCBI's taxonomy places the organism in Eukaryota, Viridiplantae, Streptophyta, Magnoliopsida, Malpighiales, Salicaceae.
AUGUUAAAUGGAAAAGUCUUCUUAAACCAACAUUUUCAGGAAUUUCAACUUGAACAUUUACAAGCACAACGGUAUACAGAUGACGUUUUCCAAUCCAAUGAUAAGGUUUCCUAUAUGUCAUCUUGUCGGCCGGUUGGUGAAGUUAUUAUUGAUUAUUCUUUAUCCUUAUUCACCAAGAUUCUUUGUAAACGACAGGCAUCUACUCCUAACGUAUACACACCUUCAUUCUCAAGACUUCUGCGUUUGAGAGUCAUGAUUAAGGAACUGAAAACCCAAGUAAAUGUUGGGGUUGGGGUGGAUGUCUUAUGGAAAGCUUUCGGUGAGGAUUUGAAGAAUAUUCUUCCAAAAAUGAUGCCAAACUUAGUGAAGGAUGCUGAGAUGCUUGAAGGGGAUGGUGGCCUUGCAUCAGUCUAUCUCUUUAACUUCGGCCCAGGUAUAAAAACAAUGACAUAUCAGAAAGAAAGGGUUACAGAGUAUGAUGAGUCUGUUCAUCGAAUUGGGCUGGAAGUAAUAGAAGGAGGCUACCUAGAUCAUGGUUUUUCUCAUUACAAGACAACUUUCCAGCUUACUUCAACUGGAGAGCAGGAUACCCUAAUUGAUAUCACAAUCUCAUAUGAGUCUAAAGUAGAAGAAGACACCAUGCCUUCAAAGACAACAUCAUCAACAUUAGUUUUCAUCAAAUACCUAGAAAAUUAUUUGAUGAAUGGUGCUACUUAA